This is a messenger RNA of Saccostrea cuccullata (small rock oyster), 1848 nucleotides long. RefSeq lists its product as uncharacterized. The record is from RefSeq and is a predicted model, not a curated record. The transcript has a single exon. Lineage: Eukaryota; Metazoa; Mollusca; Bivalvia; Ostreida; Ostreidae. Bases 1 to 1848 code for a protein of 615 amino acids.
AUGAGGGCAAUAGUCGACUUUCACAUUACCGUCGCCAUUUUAGGUCAAAGGUCAAUCGGCGUAAACAGGAACCAACUGGAACCUAUUUUAGAUCCAUCACAAAAUGCCCUUCAAAGAGGGUUCACAUCCGGAACCUCCCCACUGAUGGCCGGACUAAUAAUCUCUGAAGCCUUCUGCGACGCAAAGGACAAUAAAGAACAAUUAAUCCUGCAGACUUUCGAUGCAGAAAAGGCAUUUGAUGUAGUGUGGCACGAAAAUUUACUAUGUAAACUAUAUAAAGAUGGCAUUGAAGGCGACCUUUGGAACUUGGUGAAAUCUCUACACACAGAUGCACAUACAAUAGUGAAAUGGAAUGAAAAUCUAUCACAGGAAAUAAAACUAGAACAAGGUAUAAGGCAAGGAGCUAAAUUAUCUACCUUAAUGUAUAAAAGAUUCAACAAUGACCUCCUAAAUGCACUACAGACUGUACCUGAGGGAGUAAAGAUUGGAACUCUUGACAUCACCGCGCCAACAUGCGCGGAUGACAUUGCCCUAUUAACAAAAAACCAAAGAGACGCGCAGAUUCUGACAAAUUUAGUGAAUACUGCUUCAAAUAAAGAUAGAUUUACUAUAAAUUCAGCAAAAUGUGAAAUCCUAACGUUUAAUACUCAUCAGAAAAAAUACCAGCAAGAAAUUGAAGUGAAGUUGGGGAAUGAAACUAUCAAUCAUGUAUCUUCCCUAAAACACCUAGGCAUUGAAAGAAAUUCAACAAAUACUCCUGAUGUCAGUCAGCGAAUAGAAACUGCCCGACGAACAUUGUACGCUCUACUUGGAAGUGGAAUGCAUGGAAAAAAUGGUCUAUCUCCUGUUAUAACUCUAAAUAUGUGGACUACAUUCGUUAUACCUAGAUUAUUACAUGGAAUUGAGCUCUUAAACAUAAGGAAAAUUGACUUAGAGAAACUUGAAAAAUAUCAAAGAAAGGUACUGAAACAACUUCAAAGUCUCCCUGACAGGACUGCAUCAAUUGCAACUCUAUCCCUUAUUGGAGCCAAAACGAUAGAAGCCCACAUUGAUGCUAGAAUUAUCACAACAUUUUUGAAUAUUGCUAAAGAUCCUGCAACAAUAGAGCACCAAAUGGCAGUACGACAGUUAUUGACAAAAUCUGAUAACAGUGCCAGUUGGUUUAUUAGAGCAAAAAGUACCCUGGAAAAAUACGAUCUUCCAGACCCAUUAUACCUGUUAAAAAAUAUAAAAAGCAAUGAAGAGGCAAAACACUGGAAACAGAAAGUAAAGAAGCAAAUAUCUGACUACUGGCAAAUCAAAAAUGAAAUUGAAAUCUCAGAAAAAGUUUCCCUACAACAUCUGAAAUUACAGACCAACUCAUGCAGACGACCUCAUCCAUUAUGGCAGUCAAGUACGUUUUCACCGAAGGCAUCAAAUAAGGCCAUUGUCAAAGCUCAACUCGUAACAAAUACCUACCGCUUACAGGACAAUAUUGAUAAAUUUAACCAACACAAAGUGAAAAAUGACUGCCUGUUAUGUAGAGAGACCACAGAGGACAGAUUACAUUUUUUACUAAAAUGUCCCACCUUAGAUUCUAUUAGACAGCCAUAUCUGAUGAAAAUAUGUCAUUACCUGCAAGAAAAAAUUGGCACACAGGAAUCAAAUUCAUACUUAUUGGAGGACACUAGAUUGCUACAGAUUAUUAUCGACCCCUCCUACUUCACAUUUUCAGAGAUUCCAUCCAGAAACAACAAAAUUCAGAUAUUUAUUGAGAACCUGAGCCGCAACAUGAUAUUUGCUCUACAUUGCCAUAGAGCUCAAAUUAUUAAAAAAAUUAGUACACAGUCUACAACCAACAGACCUUAA